Messenger RNA from Belonocnema kinseyi, 2457 nucleotides. Its product is annotated as zinc finger protein 341-like. Gene Ontology annotation, biological process: regulation of immune system process; regulation of cytokine production; negative regulation of transcription by RNA polymerase II. Lineage: Eukaryota; Metazoa; Arthropoda; Insecta; Hymenoptera; Cynipidae. The record is from RefSeq and is a predicted model, not a curated record. Gene Ontology annotation, molecular function: RNA polymerase II cis-regulatory region sequence-specific DNA binding; DNA-binding transcription factor activity. The transcript has 8 exons. Bases 155 to 2272 code for a protein of 705 amino acids.
GCUCAGAAAGGCUGAAUCAGCUGUUAAAAGCCUCUCGUCGUGUUAGAGUGAUGUUUUUAUUAAUUUUAAGACUGGAAUUUUUAUCAAAAUCGAAUAAUUCGUGAGGAUUAUUAUACUUUUUUAUCAAUAUGAAGCAUUAAAUCCAAAGAGAGCAAUGGCCCAAUCUAUCUUCGACGCUUUAACAGGCGUCUGCCUAGACAGUUCCACAGUUCAGUCUUUGCUAGAAUCUCAAACGCUUAUUACCCACGUCGACCAAUCAGCAAUUGAUCAGGAGGAAGAGGAUAUAUUUCAGUGCGGCAAGUGUAAAAGUCAAUUCACGUCGCUGCACUUGUUUAUAUUACAUAAGCAAGAACAUCUCAAAGUACAAGAGCAAACAGUAGAUAUUAGUCAGUAUUUAGUAACUAACGCCACUCAAGUGGUAUCUGCGGAAAAUGCGUGUCAGGGUGGAACGCAAUAUCAUCCUCAAGAGACAUUUGAUCAAUCAGAUCAACUCAACGAACCAAUUGUUCUCGCAGGAAGCGAUAUGUUGUUCAGUAUGGACCAGGAGGGCACGAGUUACUUAGCGUCCGAUACCACCUUCAGCGUGCCGAUUAUUUUGAACUCUGAGAGUUUAGACUCCUUCGGAAAUCCUUCGGGUCAUUCAGAUUCCGACCCGUUGCACAUGGAAUCGAAUAAUGUGCAACAAAUGGAGAAUAAAGUCUCUCUGAAUGCGGACUUUACAACUUCAAAUGUUUAUCGUACUUUUCCGACUGAAAUUCCUGUUGCUGAUCAGGAUGAUAAUCAAGAUAAUAAUUCAACUGAGAACGAGAGUCAAGCUUCACAAAAAUUAAAGCACAAAUGCGAAUUUUGUGAUAAACGAUUCUCGAAAAAGUUUUACUGGCAGCAACACGAACGCUCGCACACUGGAGAGAAACCAUAUCAAUGCGUAGUUUGCGGUCGUUCAUUCGCACAAAAAUCUAAUGUUAAGAAACACAUGUCUUCACACAAAGUGUGGCCUGGAACAGCCAUACAUUCCCUCCCACCUGAUGUUCCAACGGACGGAAACAUCGAUACAACGUACCACUGUCAAUUUUGCAAAGAGAUAUUCGAUUCAUACAAAGCGUUAAAGGGACAUCUGAUCUUAUGCCACCUGAAAUUAAAAGUGUACAAAUGUGUCCAGUUUGGAUGCAACAUGAUGUUUCAAGAAUUGGAGGAUUUUUUAGAUCACACUCGCGGCCAUAAGAGAUCGGAAUAUCGAUGUCAUGUUUGUGGACAAGUUUUUAGUACCCUCUCCGAAUUAGGACUGCAUCAAUACGCUCAUUCCAUAAAAAAGCAGAAAACAACCGAGAAGUACUACUGCUGUACUAUUUGUAAAUCAUCUUUUUCCAAUUUGGAAUCAUUGAAUCAUCAUAUGGAUACAACGACACAUGAUUACCCUUGCCAGCAUUGUGGAAAGAGCUUCUAUGUUGAGAGAUUCUUACGACGCCAUUUGAAAACACACGCAUCGGCGGCUCGGUUCGCUUGCGAAGAUUGUGGGAAGGCCUUCAAGACCGAGCAGUAUCUUACGAAUCAUAAAGUCAUUCAUAGCGAUGCAACACCCUACAAAUGUACGUUUUGUCUGGCAAAAUUCAAAAGAAAAGAUCGUCUCCGUCGCCAUAUGCUGAUUCAUGACUUGACAAAAAGACUAAAGUGCCCUUAUCGGAAUUAUGUGGGAUGCAUGAGAGAAUUUUCCCGCCCGGACAAAUUGAAACGUCACCUUCUCACGCACAGUCAUAUUAAACGCUUCAGAUGUAAUCUAUGUAGCAAAAACUUUCACCGGUCCCAGGCUCACCGACAUCACGAAAUCAACAAGCACUGUUUAAAGUGCGAAGUGUGUUUACUCGAAUGCAGAAAUUCCGAAGAGAUCUUGAAUCAUACUUGCGAGCCGAUAAUCGAAGACAGUCCCAAAGUACAGAAUCUCAAGACGGGAGCCAAGAAUUCCAAAUCACGAAAAGUGGCCGCGAAACGGAAAAAUAAUUCAAAACGAGUUCGCGCGAAGGGAAAUAGGCAGAAAAAAGUGGAGAAACCCGUAGAGAGUGAUGAUGAACAAAUAGUGGAUUAUUCGGACGACGUGGACGAAGAAAUUUGUGAAUUAGUAAGUGAUUCGUCCUGCAAUUCUUUCGAGGAGAAAAUGGAAUUAUUAUCAGAGAACGAUUUAAAUGUUGAAUCUAUGGCUUCCGCAACGAUGGAUGUGAGAGACGAGCUUGGGAUCUCCAAGUUAGAAAUGGAAAGAAAAAAGAGCUUCUCCUCUUAAGUAUAUUUUUUAAUCUUAAUCAACUGGUAGACUAGAAUUCAGAUAAGUUGUCAUAGCUCGUGCAAUGGGAUCAUUCGCUAAUUUUAAGUGCAAAAUGCAUUUUGUAAUAGCGUACGAUAUUUUGUAGUUUACAUAUCUGUGAUAACUGUAUUAUAAAUGCUAUCAAUAUAAGUAACUUAUACUUA